Messenger RNA from Gadus morhua (Atlantic cod), 3795 nucleotides. Its product is annotated as sialoadhesin-like. The record is from RefSeq and is a predicted model, not a curated record. Bases 415 to 2772 code for a protein of 785 amino acids. Lineage: Eukaryota; Metazoa; Chordata; Actinopteri; Gadiformes; Gadidae. The transcript is spliced from 12 exons.
CGUAUGUGUGAGUAAGGAGCAGAAGGACCCAAGAAUAAUAACAAUAUUAUAAAAAAGCAGAAGUUCAAACAAGAAACAACUUUGUACCGUUCAUUGUGGUCUAAAAAGGUGAUUCUUUGAUACGCCCAGUUGUUACCAGGCUUCUUUUGCUUCUUCUGUGAAUCAUAGUGUGAAGAGGAAGGAAGUCUUUCAAUGCUGUUUGGUGUCUUUUCAGCUAACUGCAUGAACUGGAACCACAGACUAGAAGUCAGACCAGCUUCCUUCUCUACACUAACUCGUAACUUGUAUUGCUAUGGUUAAUGAAUCUUAUUCAUAGAGUUUUGCUUGUGUGUCGUUUUUAAUUGUUUAUUAGUUUUUUUAUUCAGGUGUGUUUGAAUAUCUCCCAGAACAAAGUGAGAGAGGAGAGGAAUCACUAUGAAUAGAUCAGCAGCAAGAGGAUUUCUAGCUUUCCUUCUAUCAGUACCAGUACUUCAGGGUAAUGAUGACUGGAGAGUUAGGUACUCAUCUAGUAAUGUCUGUGCUUUAAGAGGAGCAACGGUUGCAAUCAGCUGCACUUAUGAAUACCCUGACAACGUACAGUACCGCCCUAACACAUUCAGAACACUGUGGUUGACAAAAGGAGACACGUAUCAGCCAGUUGAUCUGGAACACGAUACAGACUAUAGAGUUCAUGUUGAAUCCAGCUGUGGAGAGGUCAGAUGUACCAGGUCCAGAUGUCAUGGAACAUGUACCCUGAGAAUCAAAGACCUGAGACAGAGUGACUCUGAUGUCUACAAGUUUAGCUUCACAACAAACCAACCAGAUGGGGAAUAUACUGGUGACCCUGGAGUGACGUUAUCUGUAACAGACCUCCAGGUGAAGGUGUCCUUUCUUGACCCUACCAGUCCUACCUGGGCAGAGCUGGAGUGUCACAGUAUGUGUGAUCUAGGUGGUGACCCUGGCUACACCUGGUUCAGGAAUGGACAGAACGUAGAACAGGGAGUGAAGUCAAGGGGCUACUUUAAGUCUGAAGGAAGCUAUUCAUGUGCUGUUGAAGGAUACGAACAACUCGGGUCUCCUUUAGUGUUGCUUCAGGGUAAUGGUGAAUGGACGGUUACUUACUCAUCUAGUAAUGUCUGUGCUUUAAGAGGAGCAACGGUUGACAUCAGCUGCACUUAUGAAUACCCUGACAACGUACAGUACCUCCCUAACACAGUCAGAACACUGUGGUUUACUAAAGGAGACAAGUAUCAGCCAGUUCAUCUGGAACACGAUGCAGACUAUACAGGUCGUGUUGAAUUCAGCCGUGGAGAGGUCAGCUGUACCGGGUCCAGAUGUCAUGGAACAUGUACCCUGAGAAUCAAAGACCUGAAACAGAGUGACUCUGCUGUCUACAAGUUUAGGUUCACAACAAACCUACCAGGCGGGGAAUAUACUGGUGACCCUGGAGUGAAGUUAUCUGUAACAGAUCUCCAGGUGAAGGUGUCCUUUCCUCACCCUACCAAUCCUACCUGGACAGACCUGGAGUGUCACAGUAUGUGUGAUCCAGCUGGUGACCCUCCCUACAUCUGGUUCAGGAAUGGACAGAAUGUAGGACAGGGAGUGAACUACAGGGCCUACAUUCAGUCUGAAGGGAGCUAUUCAUGUGCUGUUGAAGGAUACGAAGGUUUCCGCUCUCCUUUAGUGUACGCUCCAAGGACCCCCUCAGUGACCGUGAGUCCCUCUGGUGAAAUAAAGGAGGGCAGUUCAGUGACUCUGAGCUGCAGCAGUGAUGCCAACCCAGCAGCUGAGUACACCUGGUUCAAGGUUAAUAGAGAUGGUUCCUCCAGGUACAUGAACCAGGGACAACGGCUCGUCUUAAUACAGAUCCCAUCUUCAGAAUCUGGACAAUAUCGCUGUGACGCUCAGAAUAAGCUAGGGGAGAAAUCUUUCUCCAUCUCUAUUAAUUUAAAAUAUGGGCCUAAACACACAUCUGUGUUAUCAAGUCCCUCUGGUGAAAUCAUGGAGGGCAGUUCAGUGACUCUGAGCUGCAGCAGUGAUGCCAACCCAGCAGCUGAGUACACCUGGUUCAAGAACAACCAACCUCUGCUCUGGGGACCAAGUCAACGUCAUACCUUCCCCUCAGUCCGCCCUAAAGACAGAGGAACGUACCACUGUCAAGCAGGGAACCAAUAUGGACAUUUGAGCUCUAACUCAAUGUUCUUAAAUGUUACAUACGCUCCAAAGACCCCCUCAGUGACCGUGAGUCCCUCUGGUGAAAUAGAGGAGGGCAGUUCAGUGACUCUGAGCUGCAGCAGUGAUGCCAACCCAGCAGCUGAGUACACCUGGUUCAGGGAACAUGAAGACUCAGUGAAAGCAUCAGGACAGAACUACUCCAUCACUAAUAUCACAUCUGAGCUUGGAGGAAACUAUUUCUGCCAAGCACAUAAUGCAAUCGGACAUCAUAAUUCCACCUUUCUGUUAAUUAAAGCUUGUAUUCAGUGUUUGAAAUCGACAUCAUCAUCAUGGACAACAACAGUAGCUGUGAGAGGCAUUGUUGUCUCACUGGCCACCGUACUCCUCCUUGUCUUCCUCUGGAUGAGAAGAAAGAGGGCCUCCAGUAAAGCAUGUGGACAGGGAGGAAGGCCAGAUACUGUGGAGGAGCUACUUCCUGUUCCUGUGUAUGAAAACGUCCCAGCUCUUACCAAUCGCUUGGCGCCUGCAGCACAGAGAGAACCAAUAGAAGAGCAGGAUGGCCAUCACUGUCCCAUCAUCCACACCUCUUCCUCAGACUACCAGCAAGUGCCUCACUGAUUGGCUUGCUCCUGUGUCCAAUCAGAUCACACAGAUGAGGGACCAGGACCAGACGGAGAUGGGAGGAACCUCAGAGUUGUAAGCACUGUCAAAUAAACACCCCAGAGUGUGAACCAGCAGCGGCAGCAGGAUUUAAAUAGUGUUACGGAGUAUAGUGUCUGAUUCAUCCAGUUGAAACAGGACAAUAGGAUGGCUGAUUGUUUGCUGAACAUCCUAAGGCUCCUAAGGUUUUCCACUGUCUUCUACUUUUCUAUCAUAAACAUGGGAUCUUUGCAUUUUAUUAAUGGUAAUAUUUGAGUAUGGUGAUCCUGUGAUGUCAUUACCAUUACUGUGCUAUAUUAAUCAAUUGUAUAUAUAUUACGGUAAUCAAUCAACGUGAAAAUGAAAGUAUCCAACCUCAUUGGACCUUUGACCUUACGUGAUGCUUACAUUAACAAAAAAAAAAUGUUCAUGCCUCAUUUUGAUAUUAUUUGAUUUCAAGGUUUUUUUAAUAAAUUACUACUUUUAAUGUGUUGACUCCAUCUAUUGUCACGUUCUCCUGAGGUAGGUCUAGUCGUAACACAGACUUCUACAUUAAGUAGAUGUUUAGAUAUGAGUUUAAUGGUUUAGGCAGUAUUUAGAAUCCUAUAAUGUGGGCCUGUGAAGCCCUUUGAGACUGUAGCUGUGAUAAGAGCAAUACAAUUCGUUCUACUCAGGUCCCACCAUCACUGUGAAAAGAUGUCUGUUUAGCAAGAUAAGGGAUAUUUCAUGCAAUUUUUAGUAAUCAAGAAAAUAACGAUCCAUAGAACAAUUGAGUAUUGAAAGAUAAAAAUCAGAUAGAAAUUAGCCCUGCUUUUUAUUUAUAUUUUUUAUACUCAACCAAGUUGAUCAAAUUUCAAUGCAGGAAUUUACUUGGUAAUUUGUUAAAAUGUAUCUGAUUUCUUCCCAACAAUAUCAUAAAGCACUCAUGCUCCUGCUCUUCUGGUUGUUUACUGCAGGUAUUUUCAAUGUUUUUUUUUAUUGUGGAGAGAGGGUUUUACUGUA